Molecule: messenger RNA, 1631 nt
Organism: Ixodes scapularis (black-legged tick)
Lineage: Eukaryota; Metazoa; Arthropoda; Arachnida; Ixodida; Ixodidae
Product: peroxynitrite isomerase THAP4
Exons: 7
Coding region: 131-775 (214 amino acids)
Source: RefSeq, a predicted model, not a curated record
CCGGGUGUUGCCGGUGUUGCUCUGGCUCUAGGUUCUAGACGCUCCAGACACGUUCAAACAGUUCAAACUCCAGACCCUCCAGACACUUGCUGCUCGCCGGGUUUCCGUUUUGUGAAAGAAAGUUGGCAAGAUGCCCAUGUGCUGCGCCGUCGGUUGUAGCAGCCGCUUCAAAGACGGCAAGCGCCUUUUUAGAGUGCCAUCGGGCAAGCGAGAUGUCGCCCGUCGGGAAGAAUGGUUGCGGAGAAUAAACCGCAAGAAUUUUACGCCGUCGGGGCAGACACGGCUCUGCGAGGAUCAUUUUACGCCAGACGCGUUUGAAAGACACCGAGCAGACGGAAAACGCAAGCUAAAACCCAACGCCGUGCCCUCGGUUUUCGCUCCCUUCAAACCACGGACGCAUGCAAGGCGGCCUCCCCGACAGAAAAGUAUACGAUGUGAUGCAAAUGUGCAGCCUGGGAACUCGGCCAUGGGCAACGAAGCAGCCUCGGCAAUGGUUGAAGGUGAUGCAAACGUGCCGCCUCAGAACUCGGCCAUGAGCGACGAAGCAGCCUUGGCAAUGGCCGAAGGUGACGAAUAUAUACUGCCUGGAAGCUUGACCACGAGCGACAAACAAGUGUGUGCAACGACCAGAGUUUGCUUCAUUCAUGAGGAGCGAAUUAGAGAGCUGGAGAGGAAAUUACAGAAUGCAGAAGGACGAGUGAGGAAGCUUGAGAAAGAGAAAGAAAUCCUCCUGAACGAGCUUCGAAUGCUGCUGGCAGCCGGUCAGGUAUUCUGACCGGGCUUUCUUCGUCGCUCAAGGCCAAAGUUGCUUCGAUAUUGCCCGUGAAGUGCCAUGCUGCUCUUAUGAUACAUGAGGUGCGGAUAACCCCGGGGCAAAGACUACGAUCCAUCUCUGAAGAAAGUCGUCGGAAAGACCCCUGCCCCUCUGGCUCCUGGCAACAUCUCCACCGAUGGACCGUUUUGUUUUCACGCUUGCAGGAAUGUUGUCACACUGAAAGCAGACUAUUGCGUACAAAUUUACAGGUAACCACACGUGUUCCUAAAACAAAUACCUACCAGUGAGGUUCAUUUUAAUGCUAAUAGAAUCCCUAAAGGGCAACUUCACUUCAUUUUUGUUUCUGAAACAAAAACAAUGCAGUCCUCUUCAUUAUCACCUAGGAAUACCACAUAUCAAAUAUUGUUUACCUAGUUCCAUCUAAAUCUUUCUUAAACAGUUCAGAGAACUUUGGAACGCACCAAGGUGCCGAAAUUGGCCAAAUCUAGCGGGCUAAUUGAGGCAUAAUCAACAGUGCACUCAAGGUUACGUCAUCAAUAUUGCUACUUUUUGUUCGUUUUUACUUCUCCGGGCAAGCAACAGGUGACGUCAGCAGCGUCUUCUCUCGGCGUUAGACAACAGACCUGUUGCAAUUCAAACAGCGCCACAAUGGCGGGGAAUUUUCAGAACCCUUGGCACAGAUCACGCGCUUUCUUGUUGCGACUGCACGUGAUUUGCAACAGCUACCGACAGCAGACAUGGUUUUUAUGAAGCUAAUUGCAAUUGCAGCUUACCUGAUCCACCACAGACUGAACACGACGACCAGACUCAACGAGGUCGCCACCUUCACGGAUAAAUAAAUGUACCUUCAAAGGCA